GUCAACCGCCGGUAUUAAACAGAGAGAGAUGCUAUGUCACAAGCCUCAUGACAUGAAUGAGCAUAGCCAUCUCCGUUAUAGUGUUUAAAAAAAAAUAGAAGUUGUCAAGUGUCCUACUUAUAUCAGUAUAAUCGUAGCAACUUUACUUAUAUUAAUUAAGCAUUACUUAUAUUUGAUCAAGUAAAAAUCGCGUAGCAAAUAAGCCAUUCAUUUUUUUUGGUUCACCAAAUUCGACACGCUUAUUGACCAUACAAAAAAAACUCGUUACAUUGGUGGGCGAAACAAUGAAAAAACGUCACCUGCUGGAGGGAGACGAUUUUCCGCCGAGUUGGACUUCUCUGUCUUCGUUUAACACAAAGCAGCCGUUCCUGACACUGAAGUUAAGGACGUAGUGAGGCUGGUGUUAGCAAAACUACCAUAAAUAUCGAAACAGCUAAAAUAUAUUGAUGAUUUCCUUUCACAGAGAUCAUUUAGCAUUUUGUUUUUACAGCGAGCUUUUAUUUUGAAGGCGGAAUCGAAAACAGGAAGUCUACAUGCUGCCAGCUGUUACAAAACCAAUCGUCAGUUCCACUUUCCCGAUAGGUUGGAAUGUGUCCUGUCCAAUGAGAACAGAAGUGAUAUUUUUGAUUCUCAACGGUUUGGCUACACUGCAAGUCUGCUACGGGCCACUGACAAGAGCAAUCUGAACCUCACUGCCAAUGAUCUCUGGGGUCACAAACAUGUUUCUGCAUUGAAGCAUAAAACACGGAAUCUGCCACCUGGCUCUGUGGAGCAAAGAAGUACCCAAGAGACACCAACAGUGUCAAUUAGUCCCAUUCCACCAAUGUCAGGCCUAUUGAUUCUAAGUUAAGCAACCAAUUUGCAAGGAAGAUCCCAUUCAGUCUGAAAGCAGCCCAGAGAUAACCAGUCAGACAGCGCAACUGAAUUGUCCAACUAUCCACCUUGACUGCCCCGGGCCAAAUACAGACGUCCCCUGUAUGUCACUCCAAAUGGAGACUCUGCCAGACUUUAGUGUUAUAAGUGGAGAAACUUCACCUCUUUCAGACAGCGGUCAUUCAUCUACACCAUCACAGCACAGUGGUAUCAGUGGGGAGCCCAGAGCCAAGCGCUGGUCCUCUAACCCAAUAACCAUGCGCACCCAUAUUUUAAAACCCAGCCAUCUGGGAUUCAAUGGGCAGAAGUCCUGCUCCCCAAUUUUGAGUCCCAUACGUGCUUCAAAGAUCUUCAGGAUUCAAGAUGAAACUUUACCGAACUGCACCGGAGAAAGUUUAUUUGAGGACACUAUAGACCCCUGCUUUUUGCCUAUGGUGGAGCCCACUGUUGGCAGCUCUACAAUGGCUUUGUCACACACACCUCCGGAGACUUGCAUUUCUAUGAAAGAGAGUUUCACUAAACCAGAGGAUGCAAAUAAAGAUUUGCAAAGGGGCUCUAAUUUUAGUCUCAGUUUGCAGGGAAGUCCAACAGCUCUCAGGGAGACUAUAUCAACCAGUAGCUGUUCCAGAGCUUCCCUGGAGGGCACACAUGACAUAUCUGCAUUCGAGGGCAGCAAAGAAAGUCUGCAUUCCUUAGAACAUAAGGUACAGAACCUGACGACCGAGGUUGCUGUGUCUGUUGUGGUGCAAAAAUCAAGUGUUGCCUCUUCCUGUCUCUCAAAUGCUAAUGUCACAUACAUAAUUUGCCCUGAUAGUGAGAUGUCUGCGUCCUAUACGGUGCCAUUGUCCUCGUCAACAUCUGGUUCCUUGUGUGAUGACAAGAGGGUGAACAACGUCACCUUUGAACUUAUGGUUGAACCAACACUGGAGCCCAAAACUGGGACCAACGAGCCCAAUGUCACGACUACUGCGCUGGAGGCUGUGGAGAUUAGUAGGCCAAUGAAAGACACUUUUGAAGCUUGCCGUCCUAUGAAGUUCAAUGCAAUCACUGAGCAAGAGACUUAUGAUGGUACCAAACAACCUCUAAAUAAUACUUUUCAAACUAACCCUCAUGUAAAUGCAACCACUGAGCCAGUGACCAUUGUUGGCAAUGCACGCCCCCCUUUUCAAACUGACCACGAACCAACAAAAAGUGCUGAAGUUGAUGUCCGUGAACAUAUGGUACAGUCCCAACCAGGCCCGUCCGGGAGAGAUGGUGACCCCUUCACCUUGGAUGAUACUCUGGCGUUGGGUCCCAACUUUCUGCUGACAUCCACUCCCAUGGUUACAUCUACGGCUUUAAGGAAACCAAAGAGACACUCAGAUGUGCGGAAAAAGUUAUCUUCGGGCAUCCUGCCAAAACCAGCUAAACCACCUGCUGUCUCUAAACUUGCCACUUAUAGGAAGAUGUUCCUUCAGCCCCAGGGUGUCACCUCCAAACCCAAAUCACUGCUACCCCCACUGAGAUCUGUGUCCCAGCUUCCAUCAUGGACUCGCCCACCAAAGACCAAGACAGUCCCCGUGGCUUCAGCCCCCUCGGAGCCAUCCUCUGCCAUACCCAGCAGAAGAUGCAAAACACGAGCAGAUGCCUUGGGACAUGCUGCGGUCACUGUUUCUCAGCAGGCCUCGACAGAUGAUACUUCCAGUUGUAGGCGUAGCACAAUUGCAGAAUCCAAGCUGAUGAGCACUGGCCUGAGGAAACCUCAAUCCUAUGGCACUCAGAGAUCCAUAGCUAGCCUCAGGCAUCCUGCAGUAAGAGCUAUGGCAACCUGCUCCACUGAAAACCCCAGCCUCUCUUCAGGUUUAAAUGGAAGGAGUCUACAAGCACCCAACCAAGGCCAGAAGCACUUGCCAACCAGCAGUGAUGCUUUUCCUGUAGCAAAGAGGAAAAAAAUAGGUGAAGGGUGUGCAAACUAUGUGCUACUUCAGCAAGAACUGGAGACGUGUCGUCAAGAAAAUGAGAGACUGCGAGCAGGGUGUGCAAACUAUGUGCUACUUCAGCAAGAACUGGAGACGUGUCGUCAAGAAAAUGAGAGACUGCGAGCAGGGAGGCUGAGGGCUUCAAAGAUCAAGGAAAUGCUUUCUACGUCAAGAAGGAUUAUUCUGAGGCAUUUAACUACUACACAAAGGCCAUUGAUGCAUGUCCUAAAAACGCCAGUUACUAUGGAAACCGGGCGGCCACUCUCAUGAUGCUGUGCCGCUUCCGAGAGGCCCUGGUGGACUCCCAACGGGCCGUGCGGCUGGACGACUGUUUCAUGAAGGGCCAUCUGCGAGAGGGCAAGUGUCACUUGUCUCUGGGCAACGCCAUGGCAGCCAGCCGCUGCUUUCAGAAGGUCCUGGAACUGGAGCCCAGCAACAGCCAGGCGCAGCAGGAGCACAAAAAUGCCACAGCAGUACUGGAGUACGAACGAAUGGCAGAACUGGACUUCGAAAAGAGGGAUUUCAGAAAGGUGGUGUAUUCUAUGGACAAGGCCCUGGGAUUGGCGUCCACCUGCCAUCGCUUCAAAAUCCUCAAGGCUGAGUGUUUGGCCCUACUGGGUCGCUACCUAGAAGCCCAGUCUGUGGCCAGCGAUAUAUUGAGGAUGGACUCGACUAACGGAGACGCUCUGUACGUGCGAGGCCUGUGUCUGUACUACGAGGACUGCAUCGACAAAGCUGUGCAGUUCUUCGUGCAAGCACUGCGCAUGGCCCCAGACCACGAGAAGUCUCGGCUAGCUUGCAGAAAUGCCAAAGCUUUGAAAGCCAAGAAAGAGGAGGGAAACAAAGUGUUCAAGAACAGCAACUUUGAGGCAGCCUACCGGCUCUACUCGGAGGCCCUGGCGAUAGACCCCAACAACAUCAAAACCAACGCCAAGCUCUACUGCAACAGAGGCACCGUCGGGGCUAAGCUGAAUAAACCUGAUCAAGCAAUCGAAGAUUGCACAAGUGCAAUAAAGUUGGACGACACAUAUAUCAAGGCCUAUUUGAGACGAGCACAGUGUUAUAUGGACAUCGAACAGUAUGAAGAAGCUGUACGGGACUAUGAAAAGGUCUACCAGACAGAGAAGACUAAAGAACACAAGCAUCUCUUGAAGACGGCUCAGUUGGAACUGAAGAAGAGCAAGCGGAAAGAUUACUACAAGGUUCUGGGGGUGGGAAAGAAUGCCACAGAAGAUGAGAUUAAGAAGGCCUAUCGGAAACGGGCCCUCAUGCACCACCCAGAUCGUCACAGUGCGGCCACGCCAGAGGUACAGAAGGAGGAGGAAAAGAAGUUUAAAGAGAUGGGCGAGGCCUUCACUGUGCUCUCUGACCCCAAGAAGAAGACUCGCUAUGACUGCGGCCAUGACCUGGAGGACGACAGCAAUAAUAUGGGAGAUUUCAAUGCCAACAACAUCUUCAAGACCUUCUUUGGAGGCCCAGCAGGAGGAUUCAGUUUUGAAUCCAAUCACAACCAAGCACCUGGAAAUGUAUUUUUCCAGUUUGGCUAGAAAUGAAGAAUGCCAUUGGGAAUGCUGUAGCCCUGUGGUGGACAAUAUUAAGUCGGAGGCACCCUCACAAGCUGAUUUUUAUGCUCCCAAUGUUUUUUGCAAAAUGUUGCUUUCACAUGCUAAAAAGACACUCAGUGUUGUUAUCUGAGCGAGAGAUGGUGCUCAUCAUGCUUGGCAUCUUCCUAAAAAUCUUUUUGGCUGUUACCACCACAUUUGACAAUAUCCUCUUCAAAUUCAAACUGACAAGGGCGACUUUUGGUACGUUUAGUAACUAAGAACGUAACUAAUUAAAUAGGUUAUAGGUUUUUUGACAAGGGGGUUUCGGAAAAACUUGAAUCCUCAGGAAAUUGUUUUGAUUCUCUUUUGUGAUUAUUUGUCGCAAAGCAUGUUUUGAAGGCAUGAAAUAGGAGUACUGUUGCCAAAAUAUACAUUUCAUUGCUUGAAUGGAAAAUGUUUGCUGUACCUGGAGCAAGUAGAGGUUUGUAAAUGAACACAUGGGAGUGCAACUCCGUUGUUAGUUUUAGUAGGUCGCAUGAUUUUUUUCAUUCACGCCACAUAGAGGUCGCCCGGAAACACAAAGUUAGCAUGGGAAUCACUUGACGGUAAAGCAGAAACUGACCUUAGGGCAGAGUCUAGGAACUACUUCAGUCCCAUGUAGAAUGAGGCCUGGUUUUCAUUUGUUGGAGUUUCAUGUUAGUCUCCAUUUUGCUCAUUGAUGCAUUGUGCAUUUUACUGGUCUUAUUUUGUGCUCCUAAUUUGAUUUGAGAUUUUGUUCAGUUCUCUUAAAUGUAUUUAUUUAUUGUAUAUUCAAACUGUAUCCAUCUCAAUGACAGUGUUGGUGAUAUUCCAUUUGAUUUCUAAUGUUUUCUAUUGAAUAGGAUGUAAAAAAAAACAUAUCCUUGACCCAUGUAUGUAAAGUUUUGACCUCUUAAUAGAUCUAUUUUUCUCCAUGUGGUUUUCAAGCAUUGCUUUGGCCCCAUAAUACGAUGCAUCCGGUUUCAACUCCCAAGUGAACAUUUGAAACUUCAGCAGCUAGUCUUGUAGAUCAGUUUCUAACUCUGGUCCAGGCGAAGUACAUGUUCCUCUACAAACUAGUAGAGGAACUGUGUAGCAGAUGGACCAGAGCUAGUCAGUCCCUCACAUAAGUGGUGCCUUAGAUGUUGACUAGACUGGACACGCUUGUGUGCAAAUGUUAAUUUUGUCCAUCUUUUUCUUUUUAUUGAACCUUUUAUUUAACUAGGCAAGUCAGUUAAGAACAAAUUCUUAUUUACAAUUAUGGCCUAGGAACAGGCCAGGGGCAGAACGACAGAUUUUUACCUUGUCAGCUCUGGGAUUUGAUCUAGCAACCUUUCGAUUACUGGCCCAACGCUCUAACCGCUAGGCUACCUGCAGACAUGAUCAGGACGCGCAGGUUGAAAUAUCAAAAUGAACUCUGAACUAACUAUAUUACUUUGGGGAGAGGUUGAAACACAUGAAAAAUGUACCUUGCUGUUGCUAGCUAAUUUGUCCUGGUAUAAACAUUAGGUCCUUUCUUUCUGGAUCUUUGUAGAAUUUUGGCCAUUUUGAGUCACACACGUGUGUGUUCUCUUCUCUGUCAAUCCACAUAUAGAAGUGGAAACCUUGGUGGUUUCUAGUAAUCUCUCCUUUAGUUUUGUUCCUUCUUCUGUGGACUUUAUAUGGCAGUUGGUGACCAACUUUAAGAUGCAUUACCACCAACUGGACUGGGAACUUCAGUUCAUCCUUCAAUCACCCAUGUGGGUAUAUUCUCCUGAAAACUAAUGAGGAGAUUGGAGAGGUGGGACUUGCAGCAUGUCACGAGAAAAAAAUAGAACCGUCUUCUAUUUUAGCGCCUAGCUACUCAGACGCUCGUUGACACGCACAAGUUGUUUGGAUGAAAUGAUUGAAUAAUGUAUGUGUACAUUUAUUUAGCAAUAAAUGUUAGGAGAACUCUACUGACUGACGUUGCUUGAACACAAAGGUUGAGAAACUCUCUUGUAAAGUGUGCUAAGCAAAGUCACCUAUUUUAAUUGUAGUUUUACUUUGAAGAUGUUUAAAUUUAAAAAGAAAAGUGGAUUCGCAGCCUAGUACGAUACAAGAUGAGAAUUGACUUGCUGGAAUUGGUUUUGUGUUCUGUUCCAGAAAAACAACAUUCUCAGUCUGGCCAGUCUAGGCAAUGGGAUCUUGAAAGAAGAUACUUGACAAAAAAACAGAUCCCUUUUUUGCACCUAGAAUGAAUGUUUGGUCAGUAUGUCCCCUCUCAAUCUGUGUGCUUCUCACCUGUGUGCCAGGUGUAGGUUGAAAACGUGAACAGAAACGCUACAUUUUCAUGAUCCUAGUACCUGUGUACCAUUUAACAUUUUUUUUUUUUAAGAAUAUGCAGUACAAUGUUUUGGUUGAAGGAAAUAAAGAUGAAUCUUUUCCCCUUA
Molecule: messenger RNA, 6804 nt
Organism: Oncorhynchus mykiss (rainbow trout)
Lineage: Eukaryota; Metazoa; Chordata; Actinopteri; Salmoniformes; Salmonidae
Source: RefSeq, a predicted model, not a curated record